UCCCAUCAGUUCAACGCCAGCUCUCGCGAUCGACGGAAGGAAACCUUGGGAACUCGAAUCGCAGUCGGACACGGAAGCUAGUUUGAGUGUGUGCGUUUGCAGCUAUAAAUGACGUAAUGUUUUUGUGUUGGCCAGAGACAGUACAGUAAGCUGUGUGUGCAAAAAAAAGGGUGAAAAGAAAGGAAAAUUUUGUGGCCGAAGAUUUUUCCUGCCUUUUGGGGAGGAAUCGGAAGAAUCGGUGCUCCUCUGGUCGGUCGUCGGGAGUGUUUUUAGGGGGGGUAAAUCCUAAAUCGGAAUCGGAAAAGCGUGUGAUCCUAAUUGGUGGGGCUGAUUUUGCCAGAGAAGAAAGCAAAGUGUGCUGUGAGUUUUUGUGUUGGAGUGCAUUUCGUGGGGAGGUGAGAAAAAAGGGAGUCAAAAUCUGACGUGACUGGCUGGAAGCACCAGCAGAGAAGCAGCAGUUUUUAUGUUGGGAAAGGAAUGAAGCAACUCGAAAAAAGAAAAUGGUUGAUAAUUUCGAGUGCGCUGGCUAUACGUUUUACUCCAAGUUCGAUUCGGGGAACCUGGGCCGAGUGGAACUGGUCCGGUGCUGUGAAGGACUGAACAUAAUCGGUAACAAUGUUAGUUCCAGUGUCGGUUGCCUAUCGGUAUCUAAUGCCGGCGCCAACGUGGGUGGACCGCUUUCUCCGGGAAGCACCACCCUUCUUGGCCCACCGCCCACCAUCCUGUCUAGUGGCGGGUCCCUGAUACUAGGAGGAGGAGGAGGAGGAGGUAACUCACCUACAGCUGUUCACCACCAUCACCAUCACUUUCCACAACCAACUUCUCCGCAACCUGCUGUUGGCUCUGUAACGACGACUGGGACUACGCCGGAGCUGCACCACCAGUUGCUCACCAGUCACCAGCCACAUCACCAUUCGGCAGCUUUUGUCGAGGUGGAAUUCAAUCUUUGGACGCGCCCGGAUUGCGCCGGAACGCCGUACGAGAAUCAGAACAGGACAUGGUUCUACUUCGCUGUGACGGGUGGCCGUCCGAACCAGAUAGUCAAGUUCAAUGUGAUGAAUUUGAACAAACAGGCAAAGCUGUUCAGCCAAGGUAUGCACCCGGUUACCAAAGUUGGCCCGGGCGGUCGUUGGGAGCGGAUCAAGGAUAAGCCAUCGUACUCGAUUGCCAACGAUGUGUUCUUCAUAUCGUUCCUACACAGAGCACCUGAGUCAGCCGAAACGAAAACCUAUUACGCAUUCACGUUCCCGUUCACCUACAACGAGCUGCUGGAACAGUUGGGUAAUUUCGAUAAGCGCUACGGGCGUCAUCCGUUCGAGAUGAAUCAGAUCGCACAGGAACUAUCACAAAAGUAUGAUGCUUCGAUUCCGAUUGGACCGGUGGAACUGGUUCCAUCCUUCGUCAAUCAUCACAUUCAGCCUCAUCACAGUAGCAAAAAGGGUAAACUGGUCAAAACUCCCAAAGUCGAACGGUCCAGCCCGGAAUCGUUUGACGAUACGGCACGUGAUGGGAUUGGUAGUGACGAAGGAAUCGUGCCAAAAGUAAGCGAUCCUGGUGGGAAGCAUCUGGACGAUGGUGAUGUACCAACGGCCAUGUCGAUCGACGACAACAAUACAUCGGAAUCCAUGCAACAGAUCACCAACCUUGUGAAUAAGGUUAAAAUCGAGUUACCACCUCAAGUUGAUCAAGCUAAGACCAAGUUACCAAGCUUUCAGCAGUUGCUCAAUACUCCAACCCUGGAGGACGACCUGAAAGCCACCAAUCUCGAUCCACGGGAUGACAUCUACUACUAUCGGGAACUGCUGACGCAUUCGGUGGAGAAGCGACGAAUCGAACUGCUGACGAUCACCUCGUUCCACGGUAUCCAGAAUACCCGAGAGGAACGCUUGCGGAAUCUGUUUCCCGAAGACAAGACACCCCGGUGCCAUACGUUCAAGAACAAGAAAGUUGUAUUCAUCUCGUCGCGUGUUCAUCCCGGCGAAACGCCGGCCAGCUUUGUGCUAAACGGAUUUCUCAGUACGCUACUCGAUCGGAAGAGCGUCGUGUCUAUUACGCUUAGGAGGAUGUACGUAUUUAAAAUCAUCCCUUUUCUAAAUCCGGAUGGUGUGUACAAUGGUUUGUACCGAUCGGACACCCGUGGGCACAAUUUGAAUCGAGUUUAUUUGACGCCGAACGUUGAAACCCAGCCGUCGAUUUAUGCCGCAAGGAAACUUAUAAGGUAUUAUCACCUCGGAGUGGACGAAGCGGAACCAUACGAGCUGGAGAUUGAGAAAAAGGCGGCAUUACUGAGAAGUCCCGACUCCAGCAGUGAAGAGAUCGUAGCCAUUUCUCCACUUGAGGAAACAUCCACUGCUGCCAAUGUAGAAACUAGCACCCCAAGUAAGGAGUGUCCACCGAUUAAGAAAGACUCCGAAUCCAACGAAGAGAACAACGCUUCGACUUCGGACUCCGGUUUCGGUGAACAAACCGUUUCGAAAAGCAGCACUAUUUCGUCAUCUUCUUCCUCGACAACGCUGGUCGGCUCUGAAAUCUCGAAGCCCACAGUUUCCACCCCCGCAUCUGGCGGUAACUCGGACCCGGCCGAAUCAUCCCCAUCCUCCAAUCCAGUUGAUGUUCUCCCAUCGAGUGACUCGGAUCCGAUCGCCACCACCGACGAGGUACUUCCACCACCGAAAGUGUUCACCGAGCAGCUGAUACCGGAUCUGCUGCCCGUGGUCACCGAGAGUGGCCUGGCGUUGCGACCAGUUCGCAGCGUGUCGAAUCUCAGCACUGCCAGCAGCAUGGCCAACAGCACCACUACUAAUGCGAGCACAAUCGCGCACAUCAACACGAAGAAACCACCACUGGUGUCAGCCAAGGUCGACACCGGUCGGAAGGGAUCGGCGUCCUCAUUCAAGAAUGUGAUAAAUAAACCGCAUCUGAUUGGCACCACUCCGAACAUGCUCAAAAUGAAGGAUUUUGGUGUCAAUUCGACUCAGCCUCAAUCGCAACAACUUCAGCAGCAACAACAAGCGCAAAGUUCCUUAGCAAAGUCAGCGUUGGGGACCUUGGGUGUCAAGAAGGCCAACGUUUUGCACCACAAACGCGGGGAAGGUAAAAUGCGUCCACAGACGCCCCAAAUGUACAGCCAUUUUAGGUCCCACCGGAACGAGUAUCUCAACCCGGCUAGUCAGAAGAAUCUUAACAUUAGUCUGGACUAUCUGGCUCAGCUAGACGAAAAGAAUGACAAAGUGAUCUACGAGGAGAGAAGCAAUAUGUUCCUUUACAUUGAUCUGCACGGGCACGCUUCCAAGAAGGGCGUGUUCAUGUACGGCAACCAUUUGCCGAGCACUAUAGAAGCCGUCGAGUGCAUGUUACUUCCUCGGUUGAUGAGCAUGAACUCCCAACACUUCCAUUACGAUGCGUGUAAUUUUAGCGAGCGAAAUAUGUACUACAAGGGCAAACGGGACGGUUUAUCGAAGGAGGGUUCUGGUCGAGUGGCUAUCUACAAGUGCACUGGAUUGAUCAAAAGCUACACUUUAGAGUGUAACUACAACACUGGCAAAAGUGUUAACAUUUUGCCUCCAAGGGGGAAGGAACCUGCCACUGCCAAAGUUCAAUCACCGGUUCCACCAAAGUACACACCCGCUGUGUUCGAGGAGGUGGGACGAGCUCUGGGUCCAUCGAUACUGGAUCUGACCAACUCCAACCCGCAGACGCGGAUACACAACUCGGAGUUCCGCACGCUGCAGGGAAUGCGCAAUACACUUCGGAUCGAAAUCGAACGCGGUUCGUCGAAGGCUCGUGUCACCAACAAGGUCCCGAAGCCACACUCCAAGCGACUCAGUAAUCAAUCGUCCAGUUCGUUGGAGAUCGCCAAGGAGAACGCCCUCCAAUGGGAAAACAUAGGAGUCCCAUCUAGUGGGUCGAUUAGCGGAACUGGCGGCGGUACAGGCAGUCCACCUGGUGCUGGCGCAGUAGGUGGGAAUGGCAACGGAAACGGAAAAGGAACCGGUGAUCCUCUCGGAGGUAACGCAUCCGGAUGUUGCUCUGCUACGUCCAGCGGUGGCAGACAGUUCCUCAAGGGAAGUUCUUUGAAGGGACACUCGGGGAAGAUUUCCCGGAAAACAAGCAGCGCUGGCGGCAAGGGAUUUGGCAAAAAGGAUGUUGUCAAAAAGAGCAAAAUCUUGUGUGAAUCUGGCGUUGCUGGUGCUGUUGUGACCAGCGGGAAAAAGCUGCAGGAGCUUAUGCGGAACAAAGAUCAGCACCAAGUGCCUCGAAAGAAGAUCAAAGUGUCCCCUCCCCACCAGCACGCAAGUGUAGUCGAUGGGUUCGACCUGUGUUUCAAGAGUAACCUUGCAGCUACUUCGUUGCCGAAUUUCUUAGCUGCUCCACCAUCGCUGGGAGAUUUGCCACUUUCGAAGAAGGUCAAGUCGGAAUCGAAGCUGCUGGAAGAGUGCCUGGACUGUGACGAUAGCCUGGAUGCGAUUCCGUGCUGUUCGUACACACUACCCACGACUACAUCCGGUGGAGCCGUAGCGCUUACCAAGCUGAUCUCGACCUACAGUCAAGCGGCGGCUGGGUCUCCUGGUGUGGCUUCCGGUGAAGGAAUAACUCCCAUCAGCAGCAGUUCCAUUGCGAUAAACUCCGGAAGUGGUUCUUCGUCAGGAGGCGAAAAGGACACAGGUAAGGCGGGUAAGAUUAGUAAGUUUAGCAAAGCCACAUCGGCCAAGCAGCAAGCCAAACUGGGAAAAUCUUCCAAAUCCAACGAUGGCGGGAAGUUGCUGAAAAAGAAACGCUCGCUCAAGACUGACUCGAAUUUGAAGCGGAAGAAAACUCGCGUAAAACCGGCACUUACUUAGAGCGUUGCAAUCUUGACAGCGGAUGAGUAAUAAAGGCUUGUGUUCCGGGUUAGCGGAAAUUGUGAUUCUGGAAGAACAUAUAUGCUUUCGAGUAUUGUUUUUUAUUGGUUUUUAUUUAUAUACAGACAUUAAAUUUCUUUGUUUUUUUUUGUGUUGAACUGUAAGAGAACUUGGGAAUGUACCUUGGGGAUGGAAUUUAGGUAUUUGGAUACAGCCUGUUACUGCCAUUUUUGUGAAUUUUCAUAACAAUAAAGCACAAUAUUAUUCAUACAUUUCAUAGUUUGCCAUAACGGAAGAAAUUUAAACAGCAUUUUCAAUUAAACUGAAAUAUUUAAUUUCAAUUUUCGUCACUGAUUGGUUGAGUUUCAAAACGAUCAGCUUGGCAAUAAAGUUCCUCAACAAUAACGAAAAAUUGGUUAAUACAUUUAGAUAAACCUUCAAACUUGCUACUAUCCAAAAUUACUGUUUUCUUCACCGAACGAAUAUUUAUUUAUACACCUCGAUUUUUUAUUUAUUUAAACUCCUUAUCAUUUGAUGUGCACAACACUCCACGUUACGAUUUGGAAAAGUCUCAACAAAUUCGUGCACCCAAACUCUAGCAUACUCUGUAAUCACUAUCUUUAAUAGAUGUUUUAAGCAAACCGAUUGGAAUUUCUGUGUAUAAUCAGAGAAUAACAUACACACUAGAGUAAUGAUAAAAACUAGAACUAGAACUACCACUAUUGGUAGCACCCUAUUUGAAUGUAGAAACUGAAAAGUCGUUCGAGUAACGGAACAUCUAUUUGUUAGAUCUACAACACACCGCAUAGAAAGAUUUGUUUUUACUAAAAGGUAACUAACACACAAAGAGUCGAAAAAUCGCAUUCAAAGGAGCAUGCCCGGCUUAGGAUGACGAUAGAGUCAGUAUAAUCGGUUUGGAUUCAAUGCGAGAGAGAGAGCGUGUCGUUGUGCGCGGUGUGGCGUUAGAGUAGCUAGUUUUGUGAAUGGAUGUGCGAAGAACAGGUCUUGCUUGAUGCUAGGAAAAUGUAUCCUUAUGACGUGUGAAAACGUGCUAAAAAACGAGAGCAAUGCUGUCGAAAGGUUGGAGUUCAUAUGCAAUAGGAGUAAAAAGCGGAUAAUAAACAAUAAAUUGAGUAACGCAAAGUG
Molecule: messenger RNA, 5987 nt
Organism: Aedes aegypti (yellow fever mosquito)
Lineage: Eukaryota; Metazoa; Arthropoda; Insecta; Diptera; Culicidae
Exons: 10
Coding region: 501-4841 (1446 amino acids)
Biological process (GO): proteolysis
Molecular function (GO): metallocarboxypeptidase activity; zinc ion binding
Source: RefSeq, a predicted model, not a curated record